Messenger RNA from Rhodotorula toruloides NP11, 2469 nucleotides. RefSeq names its product zinc finger, GATA-type protein, transcription factor. Gene Ontology annotation, molecular function: zinc ion binding; DNA-binding transcription factor activity, RNA polymerase II-specific; RNA polymerase II cis-regulatory region sequence-specific DNA binding. The record is from RefSeq and is a predicted model, not a curated record. NCBI's taxonomy places the organism in Eukaryota, Fungi, Basidiomycota, Microbotryomycetes, Sporidiobolales, Sporidiobolaceae. Bases 1 to 2469 code for a protein of 822 amino acids. The transcript is spliced from 5 exons. Gene Ontology annotation, biological process: positive regulation of transcription by RNA polymerase II; negative regulation of transcription by RNA polymerase II.
AUGAUGCGCAUCCAGUCCAUCCUGUCGCCGCACUCGCCCGCAGGACAACACCUCCCACCCCAGCCUGCGCCACCCGCUCCACCCGCUCCUCAGUCUGACCCGCCUGCCGCUGCUCCCCGAUCCAUCCCUCUCGCAGCGAAUGCCGCACAGCCAGAGCACAUCUCCCUCCCGCCCAUCUCGUCAUUCACUUCCCACACUCCCGCAGCAGCAGCAGCAGCGUCGCCGCACAGACUCGCCUCCCUCGCAGGAUGGACCAGCGCGACUCCCGACCCGACGGGCCGAAGCGCCUCGCCUGCGUCUCAGUCUCAGCAGUCGGCCGACGCAGCCGUCGCAGCCAUCUUGACCAACCUCCCGCGCGCAGCGAGCCAUUCGCCGCCCGCCCCGUCGCCCACCUCGCACGAAGCCGCCCCUGCCGCCCCGACUCCCCAGCCUCCCACGGCGCUCAACCCGAUCCCGUACUACAACGGCAAGCUCCCGAAGCUCAAGGGCCCCGCUGAGGCGAACGCCCCUUCGUCGGCGGCGGCGGCGAACUCGGCCCCCGCCCCGUCGAGCAGGAGGGACAAGCCGCCCAACGUGUGCACGUCGUGUGGGACGACGCAGACGCCGCUUUGGAGGCGCGACCCGCAGGGAAAGACGAUCUGCAAUGCCUGCGGUCUGUACUUGAAGAGCCGACGCCAGGCUCGCCCGUCGAGCGGGACAGGCAGUCCCGCCCCGUCUGCCGUUCCCUCAAGCUCGACCGCAACCGCAACCGCUUCUCCCGGCCCUUCUUCCGCUCCCUACCCCGCUUCCGUUCAGCAACCUCCGCAGCCUCAUGCGCCCACUCACUGGACGCAACACGCCGCCGCAGCGUCUGCCUCACUCGCGCACUCGUACCCUCCUCCUCCUCCUCACGCCGCCUACCCAGCUCCCUCCGCUUCUCCCGCCCCUCCCCCUCCAACACUGCACACCCUCUCCCCUCCCCAACCCGCUCCACCAAUCCUCACCGCCCCCACCCCCUCUGCCUCUCGGGCAGACGACCCAGCGCCCGGCUCCUGCCCCGGCGGCGGGAUCUGCAACGGCUCAGGCGGCCAAACCUGCUGCGAGGGAUGUCCGGCUUAUAAUAAUCGGAUCAUGUAUGGGGGUGGACAGGGAGCGGGCGCGGGGAAGAGGAGGAAGAAGGGUGUUGAGGCGGCGGGUGGAGGGCAGGGAGCGCAGGGAGGAGGAGGAGGCGAGGAGGAGGGAGUCGGGGUGAUGGAGUGCCACAACUGUGGGACGAGGACUACACCGCUUUGGAGGCGAGACGGCGAGGGACGCGUGACGUGCAACGCUUGCGGCCUCUACUACAAGCUGCACGGCGGCCAACACCGUCCUGUCAACCUCAAGAAGCCGACGAUCAAGCGUCGCAAGCGCGUACCCGCCGCUCCUGCUGCUCAAAACCGCGCGGCGAUGAUGGAAGCCCACGCGCGCGCGACAGGCCAAGCAGACGGCUCCCCUCCCCCCUCAGGCGGCUCAGACGCCGAGCAAUCCGUUGGAGACUCGUCGACGCCUGCGCCGCCCGCCAAGCGUCGCAAGACGACGACUAAGAAGGCUGCGGCGGUGGCGGCUGCGACUUCGUCGCCUGCUGUGUUGGCGGAGAGGGAAAGGGAGGCGGCGGCCGCUGCUGCUGCGGCGGCGUCGACGAGCGCGCCUCAGCAGGGGUCGCCGAGGAACACGCUCUCGGAGCUGGCGGCCAUCGCGGCGCAUACUGCGAACGCGGCGAACGCGGCGUCCAAGCCGCACGCGCGCGCCGCUGCUCCCGCCGCCCCUGCACCGGUCGCGACUCCCGCCGCCGCUCACUCGCACCACCAUCACCACCACCACGCGGUCCCUCACCAGCACACCACGCACACUCCGCACGCACACCACGCCCAUCCUCCCCACAGGCACUACACGACUCCCUCUGUCCUCCUCCCCCCUCCGCCUCCGACCGCCGCAUCGUUCGUCCUCCCCGCUCUACCAGCAGACGCGCCUCUCUCGUCCCUCAGCGUCAAGGACCUCGCAAAUCUGAGGGCGUCGCUCAGGGAGGAACUGGAUCUUGCGAGGGAACAGAUUGCGAGGUUGGAUGGGUUCGUCAGGCGUGGAGAGGGGAUGGUUGACUCGCUCGACCGGUUCUUGAGGAACGCGGCGACUGCACCCACACCUACACCCGCUCAAGCACCUGCACCCAAGCCCGCGCCGGUCGCGACGGAGGAAGACGACUUUGAGGCUCGUAUGCGCGGCUUGCCCGUCCAGGCGGCUAUCAAACUUCCUCUCCGUCGACCUGCCGAGCAAGGUCAGCCGCAGCAGCAGCAGGCGGAGCAGGUCAAGCGUGAGGGAACGGAGGAGCCGGCUCAGGCUCAGGCGCAGGCAGCGGUCGAGAGGGAGAAGGCGGGCGACAAAGCGGCUGAGACGAUGGAGGUCGACGCGGCGUCGACUGCUCCUGCCAGCGGAUCGGUCGCUGCCACCGCUUAG